AUGAGACUGGUGGCACACUUGAGUGCCAUCCGCAGCCCUGUGAAGUCGAUUGAAGGAAGUGAACGCGAACAGCCCUACCAAAACACGCGCAGGCCGCGGCCCCCUCGUUUCCAGGGGACUCGUUUCGGAGUCGGGGUUGCAGCCCACUGCACACGGACUUGGAAGCAAGUUUCGAGGAAUCAGCGCCGCUCGCUUUCUCGGCGGCGGUUUGUAAAGGACAAGAGGCCGAGCGAGCUGCGCCGCCCCCGGGAAGCGCCAGAAGGUAAACGCCACGCCUCCCGGUUCCCGGAGGAACAGGAGCAGGAGGGGGCCGGGGCCCGGCGCUCUCCCCAGGCCGCGGCGGUGGAGUCGGGGCGAGAUUCCCAGGCCUUGCCUUCCGCUCCGGUGCGCCUCGGGAGCGACGAGGGGCUGGCGCGCCAGCCGUGGGGCCGCUUGAAAGGGGGCGCCCCCCCCCGCCCCCCCGAGCGCGCAGAGGAUGGCCUCCCUCGCACGCCGGCCCACCCCGCUGGGCUCGCAGCUGCUGAGCCUGCCCCACCGAAGAGCGUUCGCAGCAGCAGCAGCGCGCGCCCCGGGCCGCCUCCCUCCCCCGGCCCUCCCCUUCGGAACACCGGCGAGAGCUGGCGGGGGCAGGGGGGGCAGCGGCCGGCGGCCAACACCACGCGCCUCUCCUCUCCACGGCAGGGUGGACGCUGCCUGGCCCCGGGGCUGGGAAUGACUUCUGCCCAGAGCGGGGCCGGAGCGGAUGAGCCCUCGCCUGCGCCGGCCUUCAGCAAGCCCGGGCCGGCGGGGGCCCCGGGGGCCGCCAUGGGUGGCGCGGAGGACGGCGAUAAGCCCAAGGCAGCCGCGCCGCCCGUGCUGCUGCUGCCCUUCAGCGUCGAGGCGCUCAUGGCCGACCGCAGGAAACCCGGCGGUGGCGGCGAUGCCAGAGACCCGCUGGCCGGCGGGGCCGAGCUAGGAGGGCCUCCGGCCCACCAGAGGACCCUCAGCCCCAGGAUGGCGGGCUCCGCCGCAGCCGCGGCGCCAGACAGGCCGGCCUCCCCGCUGGCCCUGGCCAGCCCCUUUGCCGUCGGGGGAUUAGUGCAACGGCCCGACGACGAGGCGCUUGCCAAGGCCGAGAGUCCCGAGCAGCCGGUGGACCGGACGCCCUGGAUGCCCAGCGCCCGCUUCUCGCCGCCGCCUUCAAGGCGCGCUAGCCCACCGGCCUGCACCCUCCGGAAGCACAAGACCAACCGCAAGCCACGGACGCCCUUCACCACAGCGCAGCUACUGGCGCUGGAGAGGAAGUUUCGGCAGAAGCAAUACCUGUCCAUUGCCGAGCGGGCUGAGUUCUCCAGUUCCCUGAGCCUCACCGAGACCCAGGUCAAGAUUUGGUUCCAGAACCGGCGUGCCAAGGCCAAGCGCCUGCAGGAGGCUGAGCUGGAGAAGCUCAAGAUGGCAGCCAAGCCCAUGCUGCCCCCCACCGCCUUUGGCAUCUCCUUCCCGCUGGGCGGCCCAGCCGUGGCCGGCGCCUCGUUGUAUGCCUCGUCAGGCCCCUUCCAGCGCGCCGCCCUGCCUGUCACCCCCGUGGGACUUUACGCUGCGCAUGUGGGCUACAGCAUGUACCACCUCUCAUAG
Elgaria multicarinata webbii is the source of this 1614-nucleotide messenger RNA. RefSeq names its product msh homeobox 1 (gene MSX1). Gene Ontology annotation, cellular component: nucleus. The transcript is spliced from 4 exons. Lineage: Eukaryota; Metazoa; Chordata; Lepidosauria; Squamata; Anguidae. Gene Ontology annotation, molecular function: DNA-binding transcription factor activity, RNA polymerase II-specific; RNA polymerase II transcription regulatory region sequence-specific DNA binding. The coding region runs from base 1 to 1614 and encodes 537 amino acids. Gene Ontology annotation, biological process: regulation of transcription by RNA polymerase II; embryonic morphogenesis. The record is from RefSeq and is a predicted model, not a curated record.